Aspergillus puulaauensis is the source of this 669-nucleotide messenger RNA. Its product is annotated as putative DRAP deaminase. The coding region runs from base 1 to 669 and encodes 222 amino acids. The transcript has a single exon. NCBI's taxonomy places the organism in Eukaryota, Fungi, Ascomycota, Eurotiomycetes, Eurotiales, Aspergillaceae. Gene Ontology annotation, molecular function: catalytic activity. The record is from RefSeq and is a predicted model, not a curated record.
AUGCGCUCCCCACACCUUCAAUACCUCCAAAAAUGCUUAUCCCUUGCUGAGAAGUCUCCUCCGCGCCCCACAAACUUCCGCAUUGGCGCCCUCCUCCUCUCCCGCAAAGAUGGCGACCUCAGUACCGAACAGGAUGAGCUCCUCUCAACGGGCUACACAAUGGAACUGGCCGGAAACACCCACGCCGAGCAGUGCUGUCUAUCCAAUUACGCAUCUACACACUCGGUCCCGGACGAGCGCAUAGCGGAGGUGCUCCCCGAUACGCCGGGCCGCAAAUUAGUCCUCUACGUGACCAUGGAGCCGUGCGGGAAGCGACUAUCCGGAAACCUACCAUGCGUGCAGCGGAUUAUCCAGACGAAAGAGAGCGGGAAGAGGGGCAUUGAGAAGGUCUAUUUUGGUGUGAAGGAACCUGAAACAUUUGUUGGGCAGUCUGAGGGAUGCAGGAUGUUGACCGAAGCGGGGAUUGAGUGGAGAGUGGUGCAGGGGCUGGAGAAGGAGAUUUUAACUGUUGCGACAGCGGGGCAUGAGAAUGGGGAGGAGGAGGUGAAGGCUGCGCUGAGCCAUGUGGAAACGAAUUUGGAUGACGUGAGUGACGACGAGAGGCAGAGGCAGGCCCAAAUGAAGCGGAAUCCGAAGAAGCGGAUGAUGGAGGUGCCCGAGCCUAGGUAG